Molecule: messenger RNA, 1176 nt
Organism: Juglans microcarpa x Juglans regia
Lineage: Eukaryota; Viridiplantae; Streptophyta; Magnoliopsida; Fagales; Juglandaceae
Product: transcription factor WER-like
Exons: 3
Coding region: 183-938 (251 amino acids)
Source: RefSeq, a predicted model, not a curated record
GGGAAGCAAAACGGGUCCCUCAGGGAAAUCUUCUAGCACCAUAAUGUGGUGUAAUCUGCUUCAUGCACGAGUGAGUGCAAUAAGCUACAAUCUCCACCACUCUUCUAUAUAUAACCCAGUCGCAUUGACUGACCCAUUUACAACGCAUUAAUCAAAUCUCUGUGAAAAAGAGGCCAGGGGUCAUGGAAGUUAAAAGAGUGAAGCCACAGCUUAAGAAAAACUUGUGGAAGCCAGAGGAGGACUUGAUUUUGAAAAAUUAUGUGGAAACUCAUGGUGAAGGCAACUGGGCUACUGUGUCUAAGAGAUCAGGUUUGAUGAGGGGAGGAAAGAGUUGCAGGCUAAGAUGGAAGAACUACCUGAGACCUAACAUUAAACGUGGUGAGAUGUCCAAAGAGGAAGAAGACCUUAUCGUUCGAAUGCAUAAGCUUCUAGGCAACAGGUGGUCACUGAUUGCCGGUCGGCUUCCUGGUCGGACAGACAAUGAAGUGAAGAACUACUGGAAUACCCAUUUGAACAAGAAAAGCCUAAUUAUAGGCAAAAGAAAAACAACCGAACCAGACCACAAACAACGGGAAGACAACGACGAGAACAUGAACAGGGAGAAGAAAAGUCGUCCAUGGUGUACUGAUCAUUCCGAGCCCAGUGGAAGCGCAAUAUGUUUGAGAAGAACCAGAUCACAAUCUGAUCUAGGUCUGGAUGAAAGGAACAUGAUUAAUAAAGAAGAGAAAGAUCAGGCCGAAAGCACGGUCACAAAUCCCUGGAUUAAUAUCGAUGAUCCAAACAGCUUCAACUGUGAAAUAGAGUACCCAAUGCUGAUCACUGGAAAUAGCAAUAAUAAUGCAAGACUCAUCUUUGACGAUGAGCCUCUUAUAGCUUACUUGGAUUCUUUCAUCUUGUUCGAAGCAUUUGGAUGCGAUGGUGAGAACGUAGGCAAGUGAACCCCUCACCCCGGCCAGCAGUAAACGAUCCCACCUGACAAAAAGAGCAUUUAAUGGUAGAUACUUGGGGGUUUGGGUAGGAGAUCAGUGGGUGCCAGCAACUUCAUGAUCAAGAGUUGCAGUGCCAUGUGCCAUCCCCUGCACUGUACUGUUGUACUUGGAGGCCAGUGGGUGCAGUUCAUUACAAUAUGGUGUAUCAUUAUUGUAUGCAUAUAAUUGCCCACAUCUACUUCGUACA